ACAAAAUCAUCAAACACAGGCGGAGAGAUGAGAUAUCUGUCGUGUGAUGCUAAAUCGUUGCGCAUGAAAGUGUUUAUCUUUUGGACUGCACUCCACCAUGCAGGCGUCGGCGUCCCCCUUCAGUCCGAGCAGUGAAUCGGUUAUAUCAUCCACGAAACCCAAGAGGCCUCAAAAGCUCAACCGAGCGUGUCUCGAGUGCACGCGACGUAAGAUUCGCUGUGACGGGACUUUUCCCUGCAAAAAUUGCCAGACUGCGUGCACCCAACAUCGGUGUGUUUAUCGGAAACGGAGUCGCAGAACAAAUCCAUCCUGGAAGACAAUCUCACAACAGGAUGAAACACUAAGACUCCGCACCGACCUCUUGAAGCAGUUAUUACCCGCUGUUGAUUUCGAUCGGUGCCCAGGCCUGUCCAAAGAUCAAGUCCUUCGAGUCAUUGGCAAUGAGCAGAAUCUGGGUUCCACGUCGCUGGCAGACAGUGUUUCAUCUGGAGUACAUGGGAACUACGAAGAACUCCCCGACGACGAAUUCGAGCAUGAGUGGGACGAGGCGUCAGUGGAGCAGGGUACCAGUGCUCCCCUCGGAGACGACGUGAAUGGACUCGAUGUUGAUCGACACUCUCACACACCGCUCGACUCAGCCUCCACGGGCGCCGUUUUGAGCGCCAUUUUUAGAGAAUGUCCGCCAGCGCAUCAAAAAUUCCUUCGGAUUGUUGGUUCAUUUCCACGUCAACCUUCCCAUCAUUCGCACACAACUCUGCAACAGGAAGCGGGGAACUCUUCAGCUGCACCUGACUUGAAGGCCCUGAUCGGGCCCGAAUUCGAACAAGCAGCCAUCGACGGCUACUUUGAAACCUUGCACUCCUUCAUUCCCAUGAUCGACGAAACCUGGUUCCGACAUCAGUUCUCGACCCAGACUCGAACAGAUGAAUCGUGGCAGGCUUUGUCAAACAUGGUCAUUGCGGUCGGCUCGAUUACGGCAGGCAAUGGAGAUUCACAUACAAUUUACUUCAACAGAGCACGGGCAGUGAUUGGGUUCAACACCUUCCGGUCUGGAAACCUGGACAUGCUCCAAGCGUUGAUCCUUCUCGGUGGAUUGUACUUAUACUACAUCAAUUCUCCUAACACGGCUUAUCUGGUCCUCGGCACGGCUUUCCGGAUGGCGAUCGCCAUGAAACUCCAGCAGGAAUUCCCUACACACGCCAGAUCCGAGAGCAAACGGGCUUCGGACGCUCCGCGAAUGUGGUCCCGUGCUGAACAACGAAGAAGGAUCUGGUGGUGUCUUUACUGCGUAGAUGGCCGAUCUGGGCUUUUGUUGAUGCGCCCACAAUUCAACACAUGGGACCCCCUGUCUCCGACAUUGACAGGCAAUUCAAACAGCCACGCCUCCACAGAGAUGCUCAGGUCGGGUGUCAGGGACAACGACGCAGACCCUGGCCUCACUCCAGACGAAUGGGAAGGGCGUUCACUUUAUUACAAAGUUCGGGUCAGUUAUAUCUCGAACCAAUUGAGUGACCGCCUGGCACGGCCCGGGAAGAUGACGACAGACGAGAUGGUGGCUCUCGACACGCAGCUCCAGGCAUGGGUGAAGGCAUCUGAAGACCAAUUUCGAUUGAAUCGAUGGUGUCCCAAACGAGUCAAGAUUGCGCAGGAGUCCUGGUGCCGUCUGGCCAAUCUUGCCCGACUAUUCAUCGGUCGAACGUAUCUGGUCCGCCUGGCUCGGGAUCCGACAGCCUACGAAUCGUUCGGCGACGACGACUGGCGCAUCGUGUCUACAUAUCAAGCCACAGCCGUCAGACUGAUCGAUGAGAUCUGCUCCGGCUCGAACAAGGACAUUGUGAUCGCGUGGGUGGCGGCAUUUACUCUUUUCAUGGCUUGCUUAAUCCCGUUGCUGUCGAUCGUCCUUGCACGGCGUGAUGGUCGCUUCAGUGACGACGCAGUCAGAGAUUGGGAGCAAUCUCUAGACCGGGCAUUACUUACGUUCAAGGACAUGGAACCUUAUCGACGGACUGUGGACCGCUAUGGAGAAGUAAUUCAAGCUCUAUAUGACGGAAUCAUGACGACUACCAAUGAUCAGAACCCUGCGGCCACCCAGCUAAUGCACGAGUUCAAGCAAUCGCCCUCGCUAGCUACGGUUCAGCCCAUGACACUGCCACAAGCCUGGGAUAUGCUGGACCAACGCGACCUGGCCGAUUUUGACCCUUUCUUGGACUGGAUCGACUUUGAUUUCACCUUUGGAGAUGACAUAUUGGCCCCAUAUCCACCAUAUCCUCUGCCUGACUGAUCUAUUAAUCUGGAAGCAGCAUAAGAAGAGGUGGGUUGUAUUAUUACUUUGUCUGGGCGGUGUGAGGUUCCUAUCAGAUGAAUUUAGAAACCCAGCUUCUCGGUGUUCAUUGGGUUUUCUUCUGACGCUGAUAGACCCCAAUGCCCAGCUCACCACGCGAUUUUGCCUAUAAGGUCGACCUAGG
This is a messenger RNA of Exophiala mesophila, 2465 nucleotides long. RefSeq lists its product as uncharacterized. Gene Ontology annotation, cellular component: nucleus. Bases 98 to 2281 code for a protein of 727 amino acids. Gene Ontology annotation, molecular function: DNA-binding transcription factor activity, RNA polymerase II-specific; RNA polymerase II cis-regulatory region sequence-specific DNA binding; zinc ion binding. The transcript has 2 exons. The record is from RefSeq and is a predicted model, not a curated record. NCBI's taxonomy places the organism in Eukaryota, Fungi, Ascomycota, Eurotiomycetes, Chaetothyriales, Herpotrichiellaceae. Gene Ontology annotation, biological process: DNA-templated transcription; positive regulation of transcription from RNA polymerase II promoter by galactose.